AUGGAGAUUCCGGAUUCCAUGGUGGUGACCCAACAACCCACGAGUCACUUGGCAAAGACACGAUCGCUCGAUGCUCUGCACCCAUCCGGAGUCUCCGAAACGUUCAAGAAUGUCUCAUCGCCAAACACACUUAAUCGUUUUAAUCCAAAUUUUUAUAAAAUUGGAGCAUUCGGAACGACGUGGCUACACAGUCAAACGGACACCUGGCUCGCUUUUCUUACGUUGUUUGGUUGGCUGGCCCGUACCACAAACGCACUUCCUCGUGGAUUUUUGUAUGUGCGUAUGAGUGUCGGUACCGAAACCUUUGUCCCCCCUUCUCCCCCGCCUGUCUUCUACGGACCCGACCUACACGGAACGCAAAAACGAAAUUUACAUUUUUACACACACUUAUCUCAGUCACUCACUCCCCACAACCAAAAGGAGGGGGACCGGGACAUGGCUCGCCGCGAGUCCAAAGCACACAAGGUACCUUUGCGCACGUCGACGAACGAGUGGGACGAGUACAGUAGUGUCCCCGUGUACCACCACCAUCAACGCAACGGUCCCUUUUGGUUCACCAAUCGUACCCAAAGUUUCGAUUCCGACAGCCACAGUAUGGCAGUUCUAGCAAUGGAAAACCCGCAAGACCCCGUGGGCGAGCAGCUCCUGGUGCAGCGUUCCAAGCAGCGCUUUCGUUGGCGGACGGCGGCCAGUAAUGAAAGUAGGCACGAUCCCAUGGAUUCUUAUCCCACCAGACGCAAGCCCUCUCGGAUGUUACUGUAUCUACGCAAUCGGGCCAACGCUUCCAACGUGACGGUUGUAGGCCUCGGAGUGUUGCUAGCCAUUCUCUCCGUUCACCGGGUUUUCUCUCUGUAUAUGACUCACCGACGAUGGAUCAAUGCCCCCAUUACGUACAUGAACCGACAAUGCCCCGCUCCGUCGUAUCCAACAAUAGGAGCAGCUACGGCAACGAUUACGGGGGACGACGGUGCCUUGAGUCGUGGUGCGAUUCCUCCGGCAGAAAUCCCCAUUGAAUCGAGUCAAAUAUGCAUGACAACGCUCACCGACGCCAAGUCUACUUCUCGCUGGCAGCGCUUCAUUCGAUGGCGCAAUUUUGACGGCAUUCUCGAGCUCACCCACGCCAACAAGGCCCUCUACGCGCACAAGCACGGGUACCGCUUCGUGGACGGCUCGGACUGGAUCGAUACGUCCCGGCCUCCGGCUUGGAGCAAGAUACCAGCCGUGCAGCAUUUGCUACAAACCAACGAAUGCGAAUGGGUGCUCUGGACCGAUGCGGAUACCGUCAUAAUGAACUCGGAUGUACGCAUACAAGACUUCUUGCCGGCAGCGGGUUCCGGCAAAGACCUCAUGGUCGGUAGUGACAACGGCGGUGGAUACAAUUCCGGAGUAUUUUUGGUACGCAAUACACCCUGGGCGCAAGAGUUUUUGCAGACGUGGUGGGAUAUGCGCAGCUUUGUGCGUCCAUCCGGACUGAGCCUGUCCGGCGACAACAACGCCAUGAAGGCCCUGUUACGGGAAAUGACGGAUUUCAACGAACACGUCUUGUCGCCACCGCGGUGUACCUUCAACGCGUUCGCCAAGUUCUUGACCCUUUCUGAAUCAGUCCACGUCUUGGACCACUUGGACGAUCAGGAAUGGUACCUCAGCGAAAACUACUACCACAAAGGUGAUUUUAUUGCGCAUACACCCGGAUACGAUAACAAGGCGGAAUGCUUACGCAUGCUUUUACAAGAAGCAAGAUGA
Phaeodactylum tricornutum CCAP 1055/1 is the source of this 1743-nucleotide messenger RNA. RefSeq lists its product with no specific name. The transcript has 3 exons. Gene Ontology annotation, molecular function: glycosyltransferase activity. Bases 1 to 1743 code for a protein of 580 amino acids. The record is from RefSeq and is a predicted model, not a curated record. Gene Ontology annotation, cellular component: Golgi membrane. NCBI's taxonomy places the organism in Eukaryota, Bacillariophyta, Bacillariophyceae, Surirellales, Neidiaceae. Gene Ontology annotation, biological process: protein N-linked glycosylation.